CUCAGAGUUUGAGUCAUGGGGCCCCGAGCCCUGCUCCUGCUGCUCUCGGGGGCCCUGGCCCUGACCGCGACCUGGGCCGGACCCCACACCCUGAGAUAUUUCAGCACCGCCGUCUCCGUUCCGGGCCGCGGGAAGCCCCGGUACAUCGUCGUCGGCUACAUGGACGACACGGAGAUCGUGCGGUUCGACAGCGACGCUACGAGUCCGAGGCCGAAACCGUGGGUGCCGUGGACGGAGCAGCCGUGGGUGGAACAGGAAAAGCCGUACUACUGGUACCAUCGGUCACGACUCUGUGCGCACAACGCACAAAUUAAUGAAAUGAACCUGAAGAAGCUGCGCGCCUACUUCAACCAGAGCGAGGAGGUGUCGCACACCUUCCAGGCAAUGAGUGGCUGCACCAUGGGGCCAGACGGGCGCUUCCUCCGCGGAUUCACACAGUUCGCCUACGACGGCACCGACUUCAUCGCCCUGAACGAGGACCUGCGCUCCUGGACCACAGCCCAGGACACCUGGCGCAACUUGGUGCAGGUCCCUGAUGCAGACGUCAGGAGGUUCUUCCUGGAGGACACGUGCGUGCGCCGGCUCCACCUGUUCCUCGAGAAGGGGAAGAAGGUGCUCUUACCAGCAGUUCCUCCAAAGACACACGUGACCCGCCACCGCAUCUCUGACCGUGAGGUGACCCUGAGGUGCUGGGCCCGGGGCUUCUACCCCGCGGACAUCACCCUGACCUGGCAGCGUGACGGGGAGGACCUGCCCCAGGACACGGAGACUGUGGAGACCAGGCCUGCGGGGGACGGGACCUUCCAGACGUGGGCGGCCGUGGCCGUGCCCCCUGGACAGGAGCAGAGCUACAUGUGCCGCGUGGGGCACGCGGGGCUGCCCGAGCCCCUGACCCUGCGAUGGGAGCCCCCUCCUCGGACCACCGUCCCCAUCGUGGGCAUCGCUGCUGCUGCCCUGGGUCUCCUUGUUGCUGCGGUCGCUGUGGCUGUGACGUGGAGGAGGACGCGCUCAGGCAGAGGCAGGGAGAAGAAACCCCAGGCUGCCUGCGGUGACAGUGCCCAGGGCUCUGAUGUGUCUCUCACAGCUGCUGACGCGUGACACAGCUGCCUUGUAGGGGACUUGGUGCAAAAACAGUCACUGCAGCCUCCCCCGGGCCUUUAAGGAUCCCCGACGGCUGUGUCUGCACCGGCACCUGAACGUGUCUGCGUCCUUAUCAGCCUCAUGUGAGAAGCUGGUCCCCAGGCCGCCCUCCCCACAGGGACUUGUGUCCUCUCCCCUGGGGACCGUCCUGUCCCCGCAGAGUUGGGGUGAAGUAUUCCCCAUAUGGGACAUUCCUCGUCAGGGUCGUCUCUGUGGCCCCGCUGUCCUUGCCGCUUCAGGGGAACCUCGUCCCUCCAGGACGUGCGAUCCCAGAGACUGGAGCGUCUCCCGGGCCGGCCCGUGGCUCCACGACGGUGCGGAGGCCUCACGGGGCUGCCACCGGCUGGCUCGGGCCUGGGUCUGGCCCACGGCCCCGCUGUUUUAUUUAAUAUUUCUUUCUUUUGUAGAUAUUGUACCUAUUUUUGUGUUCUUAAUUAAACUAUUGGAGUGGGUUUCUUUAAAUGUAUCAGGGUGUGUCUUCAUUAAAUGUAUCGGGGUGGCAUUGAUUUAUAAGAUCACACAGGUGGCAGGCGGGCAUUUGCAUGAUACAGGGUCUGUCUGUCGCACUGUGUGCCCGCCGCCCGCCUUCCAAAGACAAACUAACUUCC
Molecule: messenger RNA, 1748 nt
Organism: Pteronotus mesoamericanus
Lineage: Eukaryota; Metazoa; Chordata; Mammalia; Chiroptera; Mormoopidae
Product: class I histocompatibility antigen, Gogo-C*0202 alpha chain-like
Exons: 8
Coding region: 16-1098 (360 amino acids)
Biological process (GO): antigen processing and presentation of endogenous peptide antigen via MHC class I via ER pathway, TAP-independent; immune response; antigen processing and presentation of endogenous peptide antigen via MHC class Ib
Cellular component (GO): external side of plasma membrane
Molecular function (GO): signaling receptor binding; peptide antigen binding
Source: RefSeq, a predicted model, not a curated record